UCGGAAAUAGAUUAUCAGAUGCUUAUAAAAUAUAAAGAGGUUGGACAUUGUUCAUUACACAAUUGAAUCUACAUUUGAUACUUCUUUUGCUGAUACACUCAAAAUAAUCACAGGUUUGAAGGCAUUUAAAAUCCAAUUUGAAGAUUUGUACAGACCUAAAGUUAGUAUUUCACACCAAAGCAUAACCAAAUAAGCAUUUUAACAACACUAUAUAACCAUGAAAAUUGAUUAUCAAAACCAUAGGAAAGAUCGAAAUUAACGUCAAGUUGUUAAUCCAGCCAUCUCAAGCAUGUUACGUCCUCAAGUCAUAUAGCUUGAGUCAAGAUAUCUAGGAUAAUAGGAUUCUUUUUACAAAUUUGGACUAGAUUUUUGCUUGUAGACAGGUACAUGCAAAUCUCCUUCAAUCUCACAAUUUUAUAUCUUUUAUGAAAACUUCCGAACACCUCCAUCACAUGGCUCAGGAAGCGGCUCGGGAACGCCACCCUCUCAAGGAGGCGGUGGCCAUGGAGGAACGCCUGCCAAGUGGAGGGGGGCGUCAUAAUCCCAGUCCACCUCCUCCUUCUGGAGGUCGUGGAGGUGGUCACUAUCCCUCCCCUCCAACUUUUCGUGGAACCCCUCCAAGUACCCCUACUACACCCAUCCCACCAACUACUCCUAUCAUUGGCACAGGCACGCCAAGCACUCCUGACGUCUCCAUACCAUCACCUCCAUUUGACCCCAAUUCACCACCUUCUAGGGGUGGUUACUAUCCCUCCCCUCCAACUUAUGGUGGAACUCCUCCAAGUAUUCCUACACCUAGCACCCCGUCCACACCAACCAUUGUAACCCCACCAACUACUCCUAUCAUUGGCCUAGGCACUCCGAGCAUUCCUGGGAUAUCCACGCCUUCAGCUCCAUUUGACCCCUAUUCACCACCUUCGGGCAGUUACAACUAUCCCUCCCCUCCAAUUUUUGGGGGAGGCCCUCCAAGUUUUCCCACACCUAGUACCCCCGGUUUUCCCACAAUUCUAACCCCACCAACUUCUCCAAUCAUCAAUCCAGGCAUUCCAACCACUCCUGGUAUUUACAUACCUCCACCUCUAUUUGAUCCCAACUCACCACCUUUCCCGCUCGAUUACUGGAGGACUAACCCGGCUCUAAUAUGGGGCUUGUUUGGCUGGUGGGCAACUGUUGGUAGCGCAUUUGGUGUGGCUAGUACUCCAGGGUUCGGGGGGAACUUGAACCUGCUGCAAGCACUUUCAAACCCUCGUGCCGAUGGCGUUGGGGAACUCUACAGGGAAGGAACAGCUUCUUUGCUGAACUCCAUGGUGAGCAAGAAUUUUGCUUACAGUACCAAACAAGUUAGGGAUAGUUUUGUUGCAGCACUCAGUUCAGACAAGGCUGCAGCAGCUCAGGCGCGGAUAUUCAAGUUAACCAACGAGGGUCGACUCAAGCCCAAAGCUUGAAAAACUCAUAUUUCCAUAGUCCCUGUGUAUCUUGAUAUGUCCAAUUUCAAACUUGUGAUUUCCUGUGAGUUCGCUUUAGGGUUGAAUCUUAAUGUCUCAAGAGGAUACCAACUUAUGAUCAGGUAUAUGUAAAUUAUUACUUUGAUGUGCUGUGUGUUAGAUUGCCUUAUGCAGAUUUCAGAAACAUUUGAAUGUCUUCUUUGUAAAGAAAUCAUAUUUCCAAAUAAAAUAAAAAUGUAGUAUUGUAUUAGAUCAGCGUGCUGUGUUCCAGAAUCUCCACAAGAACUUUGUAGUUUUGUCAAAUUUAAUAAACCUUAAUUGACCAAAGUUGAAAAGAGAGACAAGCACAUGUCAUACAACCACCUAUAAAUUGGAAAAGAACUUGUCGUCGCUAGAUGAUCUUUCUUCAACAAAGUUUACCGAUAGGAGAAAAAUAAUUAAGCAGUAGAAUUGACAAUAUUGUAUCUAUUGUACGCGGCUUCCGCUAUGUAGGGAAUCUGGGGAAAGAAUUGACCAUAUUUUAUCUAUUAUAUGCAG
Molecule: messenger RNA, 1982 nt
Organism: Nicotiana attenuata
Lineage: Eukaryota; Viridiplantae; Streptophyta; Magnoliopsida; Solanales; Solanaceae
Product: protodermal factor 1-like
Exons: 2
Coding region: 426-1445 (339 amino acids)
Source: RefSeq, a predicted model, not a curated record